This is a messenger RNA of Microstroma glucosiphilum, 5773 nucleotides long. RefSeq names its product kinase-like protein. The transcript has a single exon. Gene Ontology annotation, molecular function: protein kinase activity; ATP binding. The coding region runs from base 182 to 5377 and encodes 1731 amino acids. Gene Ontology annotation, biological process: protein phosphorylation. The record is from RefSeq and is a predicted model, not a curated record. NCBI's taxonomy places the organism in Eukaryota, Fungi, Basidiomycota, Exobasidiomycetes, Microstromatales, Microstromataceae.
CCUCGGUCAGAGAGCCUGGUGAGCCACCCCCUCUCUGUCCACCCCUGCCCUACCCCGGCCUCCAAGUCCGUCGUCGCCGCCUCGCUUCUUCGUCCAGGCGUUGCAGAGGCAGACGACCAAGACGCACGAGGGGAGAACAAGGGCCGCUCAUCUCAACUCUAUCUCCUCUGAGCCCAGAAACAUGGACUCCAACCCCGGACCCGCUCCCACUUCCCCCCUCCUCGUCUCCUCCACCCUCCUCGCCGCACCCAGACGCCCAUCAGCAACCUCUGCUUCUCCCCAUUAUACCACUUCCUCCUCCUCGUCAUCUUCAUCGCCCUCAUCUUCGCCAGCCUUUGCCCCGCUAGCUUGCACCAGGUCCACCGACAAGGACUACUCGCGUCCACCUUCAGUCCCCCUGGGUCCAUCUCAUCUGUCCUCUGCGUCUUUACUACCCCCACCACCUGCCGCUUUCCCACGCAGGGGAAGCAGCGCCAGUAGCACAAAGAGCAACGACUAUCACGGCAACUUUGCCGCUCCUAUCAUCGCCAGACGCCUCUCACAGCAAGAACACUCAGCCGGACCAGCGGAUGACAGGGGCUCAAGCCUUCUGACGGCUCCGAUCUCCAGGGCCGCGGCCAAGUAUGCCCAAGCACUUGCUGCUCACCAUUCUUCUGAACAUAUACCCUUUGCAGCAGGCCAGCCUGAACCCUCACCUCGCCAUCUUUCUCCUCCUGUCCAAUCUCGCCUGACCGCAACUCGGUCAUUCGAUCGAGGUCCGUCUAGGUCCUAUCAGCCGUCGCCUCUUCCCUCUCCAGUUCCUUCGGUCCCACUUCUAGAAGGCAGGCGAGGUUCGCUUCAGGCGACUGCCUUGCUCAGAUCGGGAAUGGCAGCAGAGGCUUCCUCAUCCGCCCGAGCGGCGGAGAUGACGGCGGCAGGCAGUCGGCAGAGUGGUCAUUCCAGUGGCUCUUCAGCUCUUUACAGCAGUCCAGCCGAGGCCAACGCUGUCGAGGACCUGGCGUAUCCAGUCUGGUCUUUGCCAGGGUCGCCUUUGGACGAUGGAUCAAAUCGCACGCCGCCUUCGUCUUCCUCACGGUCUCACUCCCGAUCACCCGCCCUAUCCCGAAGGUCAAGCGCCGCCUCCCCGCACUCCUUUGCACCUUCUACGAACACCACGUCCAUGAUGGGGGCCGCGACAGCCGCUCUGCAGCUACAUCAGCUUCAACUGCAGUCCAACAAUGCAGACAACGUCUCCCCACCAGUCGGCCCGUCCCGCAAGUCAGGGGAAGGUAGUCAUCAAGCGCCGCGCACGAGCGACGUAUCGAGAGCAAGCAGCUCCUUGAAGCGCACAGUACGACAUUAUUCCCCACAGACGAUGCUCACUGAGGCGUCCGCCAGCAAGGGCACGGACGGUAGUGUUCCAACCACGGCCGCGACUACCAACACAAGUGGAGCGACUUCCAGAGCGACUACUCACCCCAGCUCCCCUCGUUCAGGCAGGUCUACGCCUUCGAGUGGAGCCUUCAGCAAGCCAGGUCCUGUGCUAGAGACGAAUCACUUACAGCUACAGACUCAUGUCAGUGGCCGGAGGAUGAUCAAUCAGUACAUCAUGGACAAGCAGAUCGGUUCUGGUCAGCAUGGAAAGGUCAGGCUCGCUCGAGACACAGAGACAGGAGAGCGAGUUGCAAUCAAGAUAGUAGAGCGAGAGGGAAAGAGGCGGCUGGGGGCUCUCACUGGCGCCUGGCAGGGGCAAAAGUCAACAAGGGACAACUUGGCCGCUCUGGCAGCUCCAAAGGCUGAGAGCCCGGACAUCGCCAGCGCAGGAAACAAAAAGGCGAUCGAUUUUGCAAGCGAUACAGCUCCUCCUCAAGGAACAGACAACACUGGAGCAGAGCAAAUUCCGGGCCCUUCUGGGACAGGGUCGCCCGGUUCUCCUUCUGCUAUGUCGCCGUACGCCGCUGCUCGGUAUGGCCGAUGGGGCGAGGGACAUCCUAGCCGUCCAACCUACGCCGAUCUCGAGGUUCAACGUCAAAGAGAGAAGGAAGCGGCCAAGGCAAGAAAAGCUCAGAUGUGGACUACGGAUCAGAAGGUCAAGCGAGAGAUUGCAAUUCUAAAGAAGUGCAACCACGAAAAUGUCGUGAAGCUCAAGGAAGUGAUUGACGAUCCCCAAAGCAAGAAAAUCUUCAUGGUCUUGGAGUACAUGGCCGGAGGGGAAGUCAAAUGGGUAGACGAUCGGGGUUUUCCAACCCUGACUGUCAGUGAGACCCGGUCUAUCAUUCGAGAUGUCGUUCUAGGUCUCGAGUAUCUGCAUUACCAGGGUAUCAUCCACCGGGACAUCAAGCCAGCUAAUCUUCUUUGGGACGGGAAUCACACUGUCAAGAUCUCUGACUUUGGAGUCUCGCAUUUCAGCUACGCUUUGCUUGUGGCAGCUGGCGGAGUACCAACUAGUAAUAGUCUCGUGAGCGGCAAGUACGGCGGUCUCUUGGAUGACCACGAGCUUGCCAAGACGGCUGGCAGCCCUGCCUUCUUUGCUCCCGAGUUGUGCCAAGUUGGAGAUGCUUCAAACCCAUCUACAGCAUCUGCGAGGACGCCAGGCGCUAGUCCCGAGCUGACUCGAAGAGAAUUUCCUUGGAUCGAAGAAGGGGCUCGGAGUGGACACAGCUCGCCGCAUACACCCCCUGCCGCCAAAAAAAUACGACCGCCUAUCACUAAAGCCAUCGAUGUUUGGGCUCUGGGGGUGACGCUGUACUGCCUUCUGUUUGGUCAGACGCCCUUCAAUGCUGAGACGGAAUUCGUCCUGUUUAGCGUCAUUCCCAAGGAGGACUAUGCUUUAGCAGCGACUGCCGGCGCCGAUCGGAUGCCAAUUGGCCCACGAAAGCCCCGCUGGGCCGCCUUGCCGACAUGGGAAGAUGAGGAAGGAGAUGUUUGCACAGACACAGACGGCGUAGAGGGGCCUGACGUAGAAGAAGCAACCCUCACAGAGGAUGCGAGACUCUUACGUGACCUCCUCGAUCGUCUCCUUGACAAGAAUCCAGUCACUCGUAUCAAAUUGGAGGAAGUCAAACAGCAUCCCUGGAUCGUCAAAGACCUCGAGGAUCCGAAGUUGUGGCUGCAGGAUACUGAUCCGACACAGCUCCCUUCGCUUCAAGUCACUCACGAAGAGGUAGAGGACGCUCUGACAGGCUUCUCCAAGAUCAAGCAGAGGAUCAAGAACUGGCGCUUCAAGCUGUUUGGAGAGUCUGGUACCGGUGGUACUGGCGGUUUCAGCAGAGCCAGAAGCAGAUCUCAGUCCAGCAAAGUGGACGAUUUGAAGAUCCUGACGCUCCCGUCGGCCACCCCUUAUAGAAAUGGUCCUUCGUCUGCCUUCCUUUCGACCGAUUCCUCUCCCAAAAGCAGCGUCAACCGUGGUGGCAGCAGCCGUACUACUCCUGGUACCGAUGCUGAGCACCAUACCUUCAGAUUCUUCAAGAGAUCAAAUCAGCGCUCGAACUCUUCUUACCAGGGCUCUGUCGCCGACACUGAGACUGGAGGUCGAAGCGGAGCUCCCUCUCAACCGUCUUCCCCCAAUCUUACUGGCGCAGCUGCAAUGCUUCGUCAGAUCGCCGAUCACUCCCAGAGCGAGUCAGACCGGACAGCAAUCGUUUCUUCCGGAGGCCACGGAGCUGCUGGUACAGGGACGCGCAGACCUCUUUGGCGGCGGCGAUCGACCAGUCGAGCGCCCAGGAGUGGCUCCGCAUCCACUGCUCGCAGGCCGUCUACCGAUCGCUCUUCCUCUGACACGAGGUUCGAGACUUUGGGUACCCGAGCUUCCAAUCGAAGUCUUGCUUCGUCUGCUGCUCACAACCCCGCAGUCUCGUCUGCACUCAGUCGUGAGGGUCCAGGCAGCUCCGCUGCAAAGGGCGGCACAAGGACGCCAGACACUCCUGCUAAGAGUGGAGCAAGUCGCACGCUCGGGCGCGAUCCUUCCUGGAAUCGUUCGAAGAAAAGUGGAGAAUACGGUCGCUCGGCGUCUUCUGCUGCUGGCUCUCAUCAUCGCGUAGGGGAUCUAUGGCACCGGCUAUGGUCUCGAGAAGAGGGUGGGGGGUCAAGAGGAGAAGAUCCUAAUCUUCGUACUCCUGGAGUUCGAGCCACCUCCGCCGCUGCGCACUAUCACACAGGAGACGAAGCAGCUGCGCAACAUGCAACGUCAUCUACAGAGACGGAAGGAGGAUUCCGGGGCCACUCGAGGCAAUCGAGCGAGGGUCAGCCUGCAGCGUAUACCAUGGAAGCUCUGAGACCAGCAACACGCGAUGUACAUGCCGGAUCGGAUGGCCACGGUCUAUCCGGGGGCUUCGAGCUUCCCCCGAUGAUCGACGUCAACGAUAUUGACGAUGAGCUGGAGUUCUCAGACGACGAUGCCGGUCUUGAUUCUCGACCGGGAUCCUUCCUUCGAAACGAUGGUCGAGGGUGGAGCCACAGCUUUGGAAGUGCUAGCCGUUUCACACCUUCGAGCGAGCUCUCCCGCUCUCUGCAAGAUGCAGAUCAUUCGCCUACGCCGAGUGUAGAGGGUGGUUACAAUCUGUUCAAGCCGCCGUACACCGGCAAGACGGAAGAUUCCGGGCCCUCCCACCUGCGCUCUCCUAAUCCAAUGUAUCAGCAGGAAGACCGCAAGGAUGGCAGCAGAGUGUCCUCGCUCACCGCCAUCACCGGAGGUACUGCAGCAGCGAUGCCAAUUGGUAGCUCCUCUGGUGAGGCUGCAGCCCUGCGAAAAGGCCAGAUCCCACUCGAAUCGCCGCCUGUAGCGAGAUCGCAAGGCUACGCAGGCGCGAGCGGCGAGGAACACCCUGCUUCGCAGCAGUACAGUGCCGGAAGCGAAGACUUGUUGCAGCUGCCUAAACGACAGUGGCUCGAUGCGGGCGAGGAGAGCCGAUUUGCCGAUGCAGACGAGAGCAGUCUCACUGUCAUGGGCCCUGUCCUGGAUGGGCAUCAAGCACAAGCGCAAGCCGCUAGUGGACUCACCCCCGGCUUGGGCCUCUCCGGCGUCACCACUCCAGCCGGCAGCACCUCUUCUCGUCCUAGUCAUACUCCGGCCAUGAUUCAUACGAGUAGUGCACCUGGAUCCGAUCAGAACGGGAGCGCCUCUCAUAUUCAUUCUCCUACUUCGCGUCUUGCUGCGCCCUCCUGGGGAAGGCGAGGCUCAGGUCGCUCUUCGAGCUCUGGCAGCUCGCGCAGUCGCUCCGAGGGAUUUCCUCCCCAUACCUCACAACAACAACAACAGCAGCAGCAGCAAAAGAGGAGGGAAGAUCGACACGUCUCGGGAGAAGAGGAUGAGGAUGAGGGAGCUUCUUCCCAGUCUGAAGGGGAGUGCGUGUCUUUCCGGGCGAAGGCGAGGAGGAAUGGGGCUAGAUCUGCUACUUGAUGCGAGACUAGCUCGAGGAAUGGAGAGGGAGGGAGAGGGGAUCUGAGGAGGAAGAAAGGAAGAGGCAGGAGGCGACUCUCAGACUUUCCCCGCAUCAAGGAAGCAUUAGGGAGCAGAAGGAAGGAAAGCAUCUCUCUCUUGUUUGCAUUCCCUUCCACACCCACACCCACAUCCACAUACCUACCCGCACACACGCAAACACGCAAACGCACAUAUUCGCAUCUUCACGCAUACAUCAAACUCAUUUCCAGCCCGUGUCCUGUUGGGAAUACUGCCCCUUGUAGCAAUACAGAUACCUCCUUUCAUUCACUCCCAAUUCUCAUCCUGCAGACGCUGACUGAUGGACGCGCAUGAUGAUGAUGACGAUGGUGAUGAUGAAGGUGAAGGUGACAGACA